Daldinia vernicosa is the source of this 843-nucleotide messenger RNA. Its product is annotated as coiled-coil domain-containing protein-domain-containing protein. The transcript has 2 exons. Bases 1 to 843 code for a protein of 280 amino acids. The record is from RefSeq and is a predicted model, not a curated record. Lineage: Eukaryota; Fungi; Ascomycota; Sordariomycetes; Xylariales; Hypoxylaceae.
AUGAGCAUCAGCCCUAACUUCCCAAACGCCGCCUCACCUAUGCCCCCGGCGGCACCCCCCUCGCCCCCCGCCGCGCCGUACAUCAAGCCCCAGCCGCGACCGCCCAGAUCGCCCGCGCGCGCGGCGCAGAUCAGGGUGCAGAACCGGCGGCGCGAGUACCUCGAUCGGAAUCCGGGGUACUUUAAUUCGCUGGAGCAUGAGCUUGCCGACCCCAUACUAUACGACGCGCUCGUACGGCAGUUCCAAUCGCCGGCCGAGCGCGAGAAGGAAGGGCGCGAAAAGGGGUAUUCGCGGGUAUUAGAAGUGGACCUUUUGCGCGGCGAGGCUAAGCUGGCGCAAAUUACUUCCUCAUCUAUCGCUUCUUCUUCUUCUUCUCCCCCCCAGGGCAGUAGUCUUCCCGCGGAACCUUCGGCAGCAGGGCGACCGUCUUGGCUCCCGAAACCGGCGGCGGAGGAUACCGACCCGUUUAUUCGGGAGUAUGCCAACGGAGGCGACGGUCUCGGCGACGAUGGUAGUAGUGUUGGUGUGAGUGUUGGUGGCGACGGUGCUGAAGCGAGGCUGAAGGGGUUGCCUCGGCGGCCGGAGACUAAGGAUGAAGGGCGCGGGCGGUGGGAUGACUUUCUAAGGCGCCGGUUCGUAUUGGGACGAGAUGAGGACUUUGAUUACAGCACCGUGGAUGAGAAUGAUGAGUUUGACGUGCUUGAGCGCCGUGAGCAAGAGGAGGCGUGGUUUGAUGAUGAGGAUCCCGAUUGGGCGAGUGACUUGGUCGGAGAUCAGGGGGGUGGUGACGGGAAGUUAGAGGAGAAGAGGCUUGAAGGGGAGACUGGAAUUCAGGAUUUCUGA